UCAAACAAAAGUGACUAUUUUUGUAGUUUACCCUUUAUUAUUUGGUUGUUUAUUGAUUAUCAUAACAAAUUAUGAAAACACCGCAAACUCUUCCUACACGAAUAACAUAGAUCAAUCCAGAAGAAGGAAAAAAACAAGAAGCCCAAAAGGCUUGCACAUAUACGUAUAUUCUACGGUGAGAUAUGGCGACUGAAAGGAGAAUUGGGGUGGCUAUAGAUUUCUCAUCUAGUAGCAAGAGUGCGUUAAAAUGGGCUAUGGAAAACGUUAUCCGGAAAGAGGAUCAUCUUACCCUUAUUACCAUACAACCCGAAGGGAAUUAUGAGAAGGGCGAGAUGCAACUCUGGGAAGGCAUCGGUUCCCCUUUUUUUAGCCUUUGUUCCAUUAAUUAUCCUGCAACCAUGAAGAAGUAUGGAGUAAAGCAUGACCCUGAAGUAGUGGAAAUUGUUAGCAAUGGUGCUAAGCAAAAAGAAGUUGAGGUUCUUAUGGAAGCUUAUUGGGGUGAUCCACGUGAGAAGUUAUGUGAGGCUAUUGAUAGUAUCCCUCUUAACUGCAUAAUUGUAGGAAAUAGAGGGCUCGGCAAGCUUAAAAGGGCUAUAAUGGGCAGUGUAAGUAACUAUGUGGUGAACAAUGGUUCCUGCGCCGUGACUGUGGUGAAGCACCAUGAAUAAGUGCAUGCUCCCAUGACUUUUUUCCGACGACUUAUUUCACCGGUUUCCUCGGAGCUGGUUAAAGUCUUGAAUGGGAUAAACAACUGAUGUUCUAUGAAAUAAAUUAACAUGCAAAUUUAUCCCUUUUUUCCUUGUUGGAAUUUAAAGGAGCCCCCCAUGUUGUGUUGUAUAUGUUGAUAACUUCAGUUGCCAAUAAAGGGGAUGAUCAAUAAAUUCUGCAAA
This is a messenger RNA of Gossypium raimondii (Peruvian cotton), 890 nucleotides long. Its product is annotated as universal stress protein PHOS32. The record is from RefSeq and is a predicted model, not a curated record. The transcript has 4 exons. NCBI's taxonomy places the organism in Eukaryota, Viridiplantae, Streptophyta, Magnoliopsida, Malvales, Malvaceae. The coding region runs from base 183 to 668 and encodes 161 amino acids.